UCAAAAGUGUCAAAGUCGCAACGCACCGCACGCAUUGUCGCAUCGCGUCUUUACUCGUAUUUGUGAUAACUUAUUAUUUCUCUGUUUACAGUAAGUAAACCGAGUUCUAGCAAUACUUCAACGGUUUCAAGUUUUUCCUGUCCGACAAGGUCCUCAGUGAAGCGAGAAAUCGCCGAGAGGUUGAGAAAUAAAUCAACGCUCGGAAAAAAGAGAUAAGCAACAUGGGCGACUCAGAGGCAGCAGUUAACCCUAAAGCAUACCCACUCGCGGACGCCGCUCUCACGGCCAAGAUCUUGAACUUGGUGCAGCAAGCCGCCAACUACAAGCAGCUUCGUAAGGGCGCCAAUGAAGCGACCAAGACAUUGAACAGGGGACUCUCCGAGUUCAUCAUAAUGGCGGCAGAUGCCGAGCCAUUGGAAAUUGUGCUACACAUUCCUAUCCUCUGUGAGGACAAAAAUGUACCUUAUGUAUUUGUUAGGUCUAAGCAGGCUCUGGGUAGAGCAUGUGGUGUCUCCCGGCCGAUCAUCUCUUGUUCUAUUACUAUCAAUGAAGGUUCUCAGUUGAAACCGCAAAUUCAGAGCAUUCAACAAGAAAUUGAAAGACUCUUAGUUUAAGUGAUGUGUGUGUAAAAGUGCUAUUUUUAAUAAUACAAAUUGUAUUUAAAAAUUACAUGGAUAACAUUUUUGUAAAAUCCAUAAAAUACAAAAACUACUAACCUAA
Messenger RNA from Helicoverpa armigera (cotton bollworm), 720 nucleotides. It is a transcript of the gene hoip, whose product is annotated as hoi-polloi. The coding region runs from base 222 to 614 and encodes 130 amino acids. The transcript has 2 exons. Gene Ontology annotation, molecular function: RNA binding. NCBI's taxonomy places the organism in Eukaryota, Metazoa, Arthropoda, Insecta, Lepidoptera, Noctuidae. Gene Ontology annotation, biological process: maturation of LSU-rRNA; ribosome biogenesis; mRNA splicing, via spliceosome. The record is from RefSeq and is a predicted model, not a curated record. Gene Ontology annotation, cellular component: cytosolic large ribosomal subunit; box C/D methylation guide snoRNP complex; small-subunit processome.